CAACUUUUGAAGUUGAAACCAAACACAUCACAUACAAAAUACAAAUAUUACAAAUACUUAAUAAAUUUUAAAGAAUUAAAAAAAAUAAAAUAUUUAAAAUUUUAAUCAAAUAAAUUUCAAAAUUGUUCAAAAAUGUACUCCACAUAUACCACAGCUGAACGUCAUGGUUACAGUGUGCAAUUUUCAACAUUUGAAACAGAUCGACUACUGCUUGCAACAAGCCAACUUUAUGGUUUAGCAGGCGGUGGCUCUCUUUUUCUUUUACAGCAUCUUCCACACAAACAGGGUCUCAGCGAGGUUGCACGUCUCGAAUGGUCCGAUGGUCUUUUCGAUGUAGCCUGGUGUCCGUAUGGCAACAAUAUCGCCUGUACUGCUUCGGGUGAUGGUUCAUUGCAAAUCUGGUCGGGUCUGGACGUACCGUAUGACGCUUCCGAUAGUUCGGAUUGUUUGAAAAUGCCCCAAAAACCAGUAAUGUGUUUGCGUGAACAUAAAAACGAGGUAUACAGUGUGGAUUGGAGUGAAAAAUGGAAUUAUCAUCAGAUACUUUCGGGCAGUUGGGAUGGUGCGAUUAAGUUGUGGGAUUGUAAUCGCCAAAAGUCGGUAGCCACCUAUAUGGGUCACUCCGAUCUGAUAUAUAGUGCAAAAUUUUCACCUUUAGUGGCAAAUAUAUUUGCUAGUGUAGGUACUGAUGGUUUAUUAAACUUAUGGAAUUCUUUUGAUUUUUCAGGUAAACCUUUGAUGUGCAUUAAGGCCGCCCAUGAUGCGGAAAUCUUGUCGUUGGAUUGGAGUCAAUUCGAUCGCAAUGUCUUGGUUACCGGUGGAGCUGAUGGUCUAGUGCGCGGCUGGGAUUUGAGGAAUAUGCGCCAACAUGUGUUUGAAUUGUUUUCGGGAGAAUUUGCUGUCAGACGUUUGGCCUUCUCGCCGCAUAAGGCUUCAGUUUUGGCCUCGGCUAAUUAUGAUUUUACCACUAGAAUUUGGGACUUUGGUGUUUCUUCGGAUGCCAUUGAAAUCCAUGAACAUCAUACAGAAUUCGUUUGUGGUUUAGACUGGAAUGCUGCAACACCACAUCAAUUGGUUGACUGUGGCUGGGAUAGUGUGGUUAAUGUUUUUACACCUAAAUCUUUAAAACUGUGAACGUUAGAGUUGAAACAACCCCAGAGUACCCAAUCAUGAAUUGACAAAUCAAUCAAUAUGGCCUUAAACUGUAAAUAGUAAAGAAGAAGAAAGACGAAACGAACAACACACAAGUGUGAUAAUAACCAAUGUGCCACCAAAGUGCUCCAUCUAGCCGUUUAGUCAGCAUGUAGUAACGUUCGUUACGUUAUACAACAAACGAAAUUUACACCAUUUCCAAAGGGCAUUUAAGGAAGGUUGGAUUAACUUUAACUUAACAGUUAAACAAAUUUUAGGAAAAUUUUCCAAAUUUUCAUUUAAAAAAAGUUUCAAAAACAUGUAUUCUGCAAAUCCGAUUUGUUUUCUGAAGACUAAAUCCAACCAUAAACUCUACUCAAGAUAUUUAUGGCUUCCAAAGCAUUACUGGGUAAUUUACAGUCUGUUUCGGAUAGUUGUAUUGUUGUAUGAUAAGUAAUUACACGUCAAUACAACGAUACAAUACAGAUUGUGAAUUGCCCAAAUGUUUUGAAUAUUUCACCAAAGUGUCCUUACAAAGUCAAUCAUUUCUUAUAAAUUAAGAGAUAUACAAAUUUAUUUCAGUAAGUUUUUUUAAAUUUUUUUUUAAAAAAUAAUGAAAAUUUUUGAAAAAUAAUUCAAUUUAAAAUUUUGGAAAUUAUAUUCUUUUCAAAUGCAAUCUGGAAAUGGUGUAUAAUUGAUCGUUCAUAAUCAACAAGCACGUUUGGAUAAUAUUGAAUAUAUAGCAAAGCUAAAGCUGAACUGUUUUAAAAACGUUAAUAAUGUGAUAAAAAAUAAUAAUAUUCGAAGAAAUAAUCCCAGUUAUUGAUAAAACUAAUAUUAAAAGUCGUAUGUUUAAUAAAAUACAUAGAAUUUUAGGUUAUGUAAAUAUAAUAAUUACUAAUAAUAACA
This is a messenger RNA of Lucilia sericata (common green bottle fly), 2040 nucleotides long. It is a transcript of the gene Pex7, whose product is annotated as peroxisomal targeting signal 2 receptor. Gene Ontology annotation, cellular component: cytosol; peroxisomal matrix. The transcript is spliced from 4 exons. Gene Ontology annotation, molecular function: protein binding. NCBI's taxonomy places the organism in Eukaryota, Metazoa, Arthropoda, Insecta, Diptera, Calliphoridae. The coding region runs from base 133 to 1134 and encodes 333 amino acids. Gene Ontology annotation, biological process: protein import into peroxisome matrix. The record is from RefSeq and is a predicted model, not a curated record.